This is a messenger RNA of Closterium sp. NIES-67, 1532 nucleotides long. Lineage: Eukaryota; Viridiplantae; Streptophyta; Zygnematophyceae; Desmidiales; Closteriaceae. The record is from the annotation of a GenBank genome assembly.
UCUUAUGCUCGUUUAGUAGGUUAGCCUCCUCUUACCGGUGCGAUUCUUAUGGCGUACAAGUCGCCAGGUCCGCUGGCUGGCCUAUAGGGCCGUUUCUACUCCCUCGUCCCCUGCACCGUUAGUAACGCGCUUCACUCUAUUUCCCCUCGCGCACACUCUCAUUGGUUCGCCAGUAGACCAUAGGGUCGCCAGUAGAACAUAGGGUCGCCUGAGGCGCGCCGAGCAAUCUGCCUGCAUGCAGGCGGAGCGCACCCACGCUCAGCAAUGGACCCUCUCGUCCGCCUCCUCCGCCCGCCUCCCGCGCAUCGCAAAUCCCCCCCGCCUCGCCAAUCCCCCCCGCCUCGCCAAUCCCCCUCGCCUCGCCAAUCCCCCUCGCCUCGCCAACCCUCCGCGCAUCGCCCCGCGCUUGAAAGACCCGCCCUGCCUGACUGCCGCUCCGCCACCCGCGGGUUCCGCCACUUCCGGGCCUUCCGGGACCUCCGCGCCAGCCCCGCCUCCCCUUGCGGCGCAGAGCGCGGGGGAGCGGGGCGUGCUUGCGGUCUACGAGGCGCUGUCGGCGCGCGAGAGGCGCAAGCUGCGCUCCGCGCUGUUCCCCUGAGAGCGCGCGCGGCGGAAUCGGACAGCGCGGUCUGGCAGGCGAGCUGGGGGGUGCUGGCGCGCGCUGUUGCGCAGGAAUUGGGGUGGUGAGAGUGGGUAAAGGAGGAGCAGGGGCAGCAGUAGAGGGGCCAACAGUAGGGGGAGCAGUGGGGCCAGCAGAGGUGGAGGACAUGGUGUGGGCGCCCUUUGUCAAGUACCACCAGCUGCUGCUGACUGCCCACCACUGGAGCAGUUUCGUGCCCCUAUUGCUAAAGCUGGUAAGCAACGCGAAGGCAUGGUAGAGAUAUGGUACAGGUACGGUAGAGGUACGGUAGAGGUAUGGUAGAGGUACGGUAGCGGUAUGGUAGAGGUAUGGUAGCGGUACUGUUGCGGAAUGGUAGCAGGGCAGCAGCAGGGGCAGCAGUGGGGCCAGCAGAAGCAGGGAUCAUGGUACAGGCGCCCACAUACCUGCCCCUACAUGGCACAAGGUGACUUUUGAGUCGACUCAAAAGCAGCAGGGGCAGCAGUGGGGCCAGCAGAAGCAGGGAUCAUGGUACAGGCGCCCACAUACCUGCCCCUACAUGGCACAAGGUGGCGAGGCACGGAGCGCUGCUAUUGGGCAAGCGCAGCAACGGGCAGCUGGUGAAGAACACGAGCCACUGGCUGCUGCACUGCGCGGUCUUUCCACCCGACAAAGCCGUCAGGGAGCGAGCGCUGGUGGGCCUGCUCAUCCUCAUAGCGGUGAGUUGACCUUCCAGAGUCCUUCCUUUGGACCGAUUCAGUGGUGAAGGGCACAGUGCACUGCCUGCUGCUCUGCGUGGUCUUUCCGCCCGGCCAGGCCGUCAGGGAGCGAGCAUAAGUGGUCCCGCUUGUCCUCAUAGCGGUGAGUUGGCUGUUGAGAAUACAAGUGUCGAGGAGCGCGAUUCACUGGCUGCUGCACUGCACGGCCUUUGCAG